AACUGUCGAUGUUUCAAGCAGUAUCAUAUGAUUGAUGUCGCUUAUACAUUGAUGGAAAAAUGUGUUUGUGUGUAUCUAGAAAUAGUUACUCCCCAGUGAAAGUUGAAGAAUAUGAAACUGAAAGGCGAUUUGCUGUAUAUCAGAGUGGAGCUAAUUUAACUGACUUAAAAGUUGAUCCUAAAACUCCAGAGGAAGAGAACCAAAUCAAAACUGCAAUAAGAAACAAUGAAUUUACUAGUAAAAUUAUAUCUGGACACAUUCUUGACGAUGCUGUAUCGGCUAUGUACAAGAGAAAAGUGAAAGCUGGCGAAAUAAUUAUAAGAGAAGGCAAGAAAGGUACUCACAUGUUUGUUUCAAAUAGUGGAACAUUCGAAGUUACUAAAUACGAUUUUAAAGAUAAUUUUGAUGAUAUUAGAGUAUUUGGAGAAUUGGCUAUUUUAUAUGAUGCAAAACGACUUGCGACAAUAAAAGCAUUAACUAACGCUACAGUAUGGGUGUUAGACGCACCUGUAUACCAUCAUCUCCUUAUUAGACACGCUGUAAAAGAACAGAAUGAAAAAGUUAAUUUUCUAAUACAAAAUGACGUUCUCAAAAAUGCCGGCGAUAAGAUAUUGAAGUUGGCUGCCAAUUCUUUAAAAUCUGAAUUUUAUGCCGGAGGAAAAACUAUUAUCAAAGAGGGUGAAAAAGGUAACAAGUUUUAUAUUGUGAGGGCAGGCUCGGUAACUGUAUCGAAAAAAGGCGAAGGAAUUGUGGGAAAUUAUAGCAAAGGUUAUUUUUUUGGAGAAAGAGCUCUAUUAGAGGAAUCGCGGAGACAAGCUACCAUAAUAGCUAAUCCACCUUUGGUAGAAUGUCUUAUUCUCUCAAGAAAAGUUUUCUUAGAACUCACGGAAUAUUUUCGAAUAGAACCAGCCCGAGUAACGAGGAAAAAAUCAUCUCAAUAUCAAGAUAUUAAAUUGGAAGACUUGGAGGUGAUUUCAAAUAUAGGUAUAGGGGGAUUUGGAAGAAUUGAUUUGGUCAGACAUAAAGUUAAUAAGAAAAUGUUUGCUCUGAAAUACAUGAGUAAAUUUAAUAUAGUCGCCGAUCAAAGGCAACAACAUGCUAUUAACGAAAGGAUGCAAAUGCAGUUGGAUUCACCUUUCAUUGUAACGAUGUAUAGGACAUUUAAAAAUAACAUAUACGUUUUUUAUUUAAUGGAACUUUGUCCAGCUGGUGAUCUUUGGAAUAUUCUGUACAGAGAAACACCCGAACGACGUUUCAAAGAAAAAGACGCCAAAUUUAUAGUAGGAUGCGUUCUGGAAGGUUUGGAUUACUUACAUUCUAGGGAAAUUAUUUUUAGAGACCUGAAACCGGAGAAUGUACUUUUAACAUCGACUGGUUAUUUCCAGUUAACAGAUUUUGGAUAUGCAAAAAAAUUAUCGAAAUUUGAAAAAACGUUCACUUUUGCAGGAACAGUCGAAUAUGUAGCUCCAGAAUUAAUUUUGAAGAAACCAUAUAAUAGAUCUGUGGAUAUUUGGUCAUGUGGAAUUUUUAUUUAUGAAAUGUUAUGUGGUAAAACGCCUUUUGUUUCUCCAGAUAAAAACGAAAAUGUUAUUUUCAAAAAAAUAUUGAGUGGAAUAGAAAAUAUUAAAUUUCCCAGUGUGAUAAAUCAAGAUGCGAAGGAUCUUAUUUUAAAAUUAUGUAGAUCUAAUCCACCAGAUAGAAUAGGUAUGGAAAACAGUGGUAUUUCAAAAAUAAAAAAACAUAAAUGGUUUAAUGGUUUUUCAUGGCAAAAGCUAGAGAAUCUUGAAAUGGAAUCAUCGUUUAAAGAAACAGCAAAAAUAAACAGGCUAGGAACUAAAUUAAAACCAGAUCCAGACAUUCCACAAGAGGAAACUUCCGGAUGGGAUGAAGAAUUUUAGAAAGAGCGUUUGUCUUAAUUAAUUCAGCCAAUAAAAAUCACGAUUUCUAAAC
Molecule: messenger RNA, 1950 nt
Organism: Diorhabda carinulata
Lineage: Eukaryota; Metazoa; Arthropoda; Insecta; Coleoptera; Chrysomelidae
Product: cGMP-dependent protein kinase, isozyme 1-like
Exons: 8
Coding region: 60-1898 (612 amino acids)
Biological process (GO): protein phosphorylation
Molecular function (GO): ATP binding; cGMP-dependent protein kinase activity
Source: RefSeq, a predicted model, not a curated record